Messenger RNA from Aureobasidium namibiae CBS 147.97, 159 nucleotides. RefSeq lists its product as uncharacterized. NCBI's taxonomy places the organism in Eukaryota, Fungi, Ascomycota, Dothideomycetes, Dothideales, Saccotheciaceae. The record is from RefSeq and is a predicted model, not a curated record. The transcript has 2 exons. Gene Ontology annotation, biological process: outer mitochondrial membrane organization. The annotation marks the transcript as partial.
CCGUCCAAUCUGCCCAACCUUCGUCGCCUCUUUGUCGAAGCUCGUACCGAAGCAGAGGAGAGCGCAUAUUCAAGAAAUGCCUUCUACAACUUGGUCUUGUUCAUCUCGUCGGUCGCUGCUUUCAGCAUAGUCGCUCAACGAUCGACCGCGCAACGAUGA